This is a messenger RNA of Cetraspora pellucida, 435 nucleotides long. Lineage: Eukaryota; Fungi; Glomeromycota; Glomeromycetes; Diversisporales; Gigasporaceae. The record is from the annotation of a GenBank genome assembly.
AUGAAACCUUCAAUUUUUGGAAUAAUUUUAAUACUCUUUGUAGCAUUCGUGUUUGUUAUCGAUGCAUCAAAUUUAAGAAAAAGAGCGAAUAGUAGCAACAAAUGUAAAAUUAAAGUACUCACACCUGAUGAUGGAACUAUUGUUCAUCAUGGAACUACUCAAAGAGCAACUUGGAAACCUUAUUAUUGUGAAGGUACUUUGAGUGUCGAUACAAUGAUCAGAGUGAUUAUUAUCGCCGGAUCCAAUAAUACAGAUACAUGGAUAAAAGUAUUUGACGAAUUAACCACAUUUGGUGCUGAAGGAAUACAUUAUACUGUUGAUGAAAAAUGGCCUUCCAAUGAUUUUGAAUAUGUUUUGUUUGCUUUCAGCGCCGAAUCUGUAGACAUUUUUGGAGAAUCGGGAGUUUUUGUUAUUGAUGAUAAAAUAAUGCAAUGA